Messenger RNA from Closterium sp. Yama58-4, 3504 nucleotides. Lineage: Eukaryota; Viridiplantae; Streptophyta; Zygnematophyceae; Desmidiales; Closteriaceae. The record is from the annotation of a GenBank genome assembly.
AUGGGGAGCCGCCGCGUGGACCAAGGAGGUUCCCCAUCAGGUUCCCCAUCAGGUUCCCCAUCAGGUUCCCCAUCAGGUUCCCCAUCAGGUUCCCCAUCAGGUUCCCCAUCAGGUUCCCCAUCAGGUUCCCCAUCAGGUUCCCCAUCAGGUUCCCCAUCAGGUUCCCCAUCAGGUUCCCCAUCAGGUUCCCCAUCAGGUUCCCCAUCAGGUUCCCCAUCAGGUUCCCCAUCAGGUUCCCCAUCAGGUUCCCCAUCAGGUUCCCCAUCAGGUUCCCCAUCAGGUUCCCCAUCAGGUUCCCCAUCAGGUUCCCCAUCAGGUUCCCCAUCAGGUUCCCCAUCAGGUUCCCCAUCAGGUUCCCCAUCAGGUUCCCCAUCAGGUUCCCCAUCAGGUUCCCCAUCAGGUUCCCCAUCAGGUUCCCCAUCAGGUUCCCCAUCAGGUUCCCCAUCAGGUUCCCCAUCAGGUUCCCCAUCAGGUUCCCCAUCAGGUUCCCCAUCAGGUUCCCCAUCAGGUUCCCCAUCAGGUUCCCCAUCAGGUUCCCCAUCAGGUUCCCCAUCAGGUUCCCCAUCAGGUUCCCCAUCAGGUUCCCCAUCAGGUUCCCCAUCAGGUUCCCCAUCAGGUUCCCCAUCAGGUUCCCCAUCAGGUUCCCCAUCAGGUUCCCCAUCAGGUUCCCCAUCAGGUUCCCCAUCAGGUUCCCCAUCAGGUUCCCCAUCAGGUUCCCCAUCAGGUUCCCCAUCAGGUUCCCCAUCAGGUUCCCCAUCAGGUUCCCCAUCAGGUUCCCCAUCAGGUUCCCCAUCAGGUUCCCCAUCAGGUUCCCCAUCAGGUUCCCCAUCAGGUUCCCCAUUAUCUUCCCCAUCAGGUUCCCCAUCAGGUUCCCCAUCAGGUUCCCCAUCAGGUUCCCCAUCAGGUUCCCCAUCAGGUUCCCCAUCAAGUUCCCCAUCAGGCUCCCCAUUAUCUUCCCCAUCAGGUUCCCCAUCAGGUUCCCCAUCAGGUUCCCCAUCAGGUUCCCCAUUAUCUUCCCCAUCAGGUUCCCCAUCAGGUUCCCCAUCAGGUUCCGCAUCAGGUUCCUCAUCAAGUUCCCCAUCAGGUUCCCCAUCAGGUUCCCCAUCAGGUUCCCCAUCAGGUUCCCCAUCAGGUUCCCCAUCAGGUUCCCCAUUAUCUUCCCCAUCAGGUUCCCCAUCAGGUUCCCCAUCAGGUUCCCCAUCAGGUUCCCCAUCAGGUUCCCCAUCAGGUUCCCCAUCAGGUUCCCCAUCAGGUUCCCCAUCAGGUUCCCCAUCAGGUUCCCCAUCAGGUUCCCCAUCAGGUUCCCCAUCAGGUUCCCCAUCAGGUUCCCCAUUAUCUUCCCCAUCAGGUUCCCCAUCAGGUUCCCCAUCAGGUUCCCCAUCAGGUUCCCCAUCAGGUUCCCCAUCAGGUUCCCCAUCAGGUUCCCCAUCAGGUUCCCCAUCAGGUUCCCCAUUAUCUUCCCCAUCAGGUUCCCCAUCAGGUUCCCCAUCAGGUUCCCCAUCAGGUUCCCCAUCAGGUUCCCCAUCAGGUUCCCCAUCAGGUUCCCCAUCAGGUUCCCCAUCAGGUUCCCCAUUAUCUUCCCCAUCAGGUUCCCCAUCAGGUUCCCCAUCAGGUUCCCCAUCAGGUUCCCCAUCAGGUUCCCCAUCAGGUUCCCCAUCAGGUUCCCCAUCACUUUCCCCAUCAAUUUCCCCAUCAGGUUCCCCAUCAGGUUCCCCAUCAGGUUCCCCAUCAGGUUCCCCAUCAGGUUCCCCAUCAGGUUCCCCAUCAGGUUCCCCAUCAGGUUCCCCAUCAGGUUCCCCAUCAGGUUCCCCAUCAGGUUCCCCAUCAGGUUCCCCAUCAGGUUCCCCAUCAGGUUCCCCAUCAGGUUCCCCAUCAGGUUCCCCAUCAGGUUCCCCAUCAGGUUCCCCAUCAGGUUCCCCAUCAGGUUCCCCAUCAGGUUCCCCAUCAGGUUCCCCAUCAGGUUCCCCAUCAGGUUCCCCAUCAGGUUCCCCAUCAGGUUCCCCAUCAGGUUCCCCAUCAGGUUCCCCAUCAGGUUCCCCAUCAGGUUCCCCAUUAUCUUCCCCAUCAGGUUCCCCAUCAGGUUCCCCAUCAGGUUCCCCAUCAGGUUCCCCAUCAGGUUCCCCAUCAGGUUCCCCAUCAGGUUCCCCAUCAGGUUCCCCAUCAGGUUCCCCAUCAGGUUCCCCAUCAGGUUCCCCAUCAGGUUCCCCAUCAGGUUCCCCAUCAAGUUCCCCAUCAGGUUCCCCAACCCAUAAGGUUCCCCAUCAGGUUCCCCAUCAGGUUCCCCAUCAGGUUCGCCACCCCAUAAGGUUCCCCAUCAGGUUCCCCAUCAGGUUCCCCAUCAGGUUCCCCAUCAGGUUCCCCAUCAGGUUCCCCACCCCAUCAGGUUCCCCAUUAUCUUCCCCAUCAGGUUCCCCAUCAGGUUCCCCAUCAGGUUCCCCAUCAGGUUCCCCAUCAGGUUCCCCAUCAGGUUCCCCAUCAGGUUCCCCAUCAGGUUCCCCAUUAUCUUCCCCAUCAGGUUCCCCAUCAGGUUCCCCAUCAGGUUCCCCAUCAGGUUCCCCAUCAGGUUCCCCAUCAGGUUCCCCAUCAGGUUCCCCAUCAGGUUCCCCAUCAGGUUCCCCAUCAGGUUCCCCAUCAGGUUCCCCAUCAGGUUCCCCAUCAGGUUCCCCAUCAGGUUCCCCAUCAGGUUCCCCAUCAGGUUCCCCAUCAGGUUCCCCAUCAGGUUCCCCAUCACUUUCCCCAUCAGGUUCCCCAUCAGGUUCCCCAUCAGGUUCCCCAUCACUUUCCCCAUCAGGUUCCCCAUCAGGUUCCCCAUCAGGUUCCCCACCCCAUAAGGUCCCCCAUCAGUUCCCCCAUCAGGUUCCCCCAUCAGGUUCCCCCAUCAGUUCCCCCAUCAGGUUCCCCCAUCAGUUCCUCUAUCAGGUUCCCCCGUCAGGUUCCCCCAUCAGUUCCCCCAUCAGGUUCCCCCAUCAGUUCCCCCAUCAGUUCCCCCAUCAGGUUACCCCAUCAGGUUCCCCCAUCAGUUCCCCCAUCAGGUUCCCCCAUCAGGUUCCCCCAUCAGUUCCCCCAUCAGGUUCCCCCAUCAGGUUCCCCCAUCAGUUCCCCCAUCAGGUUCCCCCAUCAGGUUCCCCCAUCAAGUUCCCCGGGGGAACAGCCAACACAGCAGCAGACAAGCGCACAGAGGAGAUUGUGUCAGAAGCAGCAACGGAAACGGACUCGGAAACACAGCAGCAGACACGCGCACAGAGGAGAUUGUCCACGUACCGUACUGCCAUGGCGAGCCUUGUGGUGCGGAUCCUCCCUUGCACAGCACCUCUUCGAGAAGCACCAUCCCUUGGCAUGCCUGUUGCUGUGCCCUUGGGCCUCAGUGCAGGAGGCUCACACCGGCACCACAGCAGCCAACACAGCACAGACACGAGUAGAGAGGAGAGUGUGUCAGAAGCAGCAGGGAAAAAGGACUCGAAAGAAACAGAAAUCAAUUCUAAGACUUGCCGCACGGCGACCUAG